CUGCAGCCAUCGUUGUAUCGCUUUUCAUGACUCGAGAUCUCACGCAGCGCCGUAUUCUUAACUGGCUGGACACUAUUGUCCCGGUGCCCGACAUCCAAUCGUCCGAGCGACCAUGCAAGCGUUUGAGAGUUGAUAACGACGAGUAUGUCCAUAGCGAGUACCCUAGACAGAUAUUGAACGGAGAUCGAACAACACGGCUUCGAACGCCCCAGACUCUGGCUCAGGUUCUAUACCUUUGUUAUCCAAACUGUCAAACAUGCCGCCAGCGCGCCGCACGAACCAGUCCGACAACACGCGUGACACCCUACCGGAGGAAGAUAACGAAGGACAAGAACACGGACAAGUGUCGAGCGGUUUAGGCCUUCAAGUAGAGCUCACUCCUCGCCCUCGCCGGAAAGCUUCCGCGAUGGACAACGGCUCCCCGAUCUCUUGGUUACCCUCUACCUCGAGCCGAUCAUCAUCAAAGGCCUCGUCCAAGGCUUCGAAAAUCACCCGCAACUCAUCCCCCACCAAGCAGCUGCGCAAUGCAGAGCUCGAGGAGACCGGAUUUUUGAGAGCGGACCUCCGCAACGACACGAAGCCGAGAUCACUUGAUGCGUUAACCACGGGAUUGGAGAGGAUAGUUAGUGGCUUUGGGAUCCUUCCAAGGGACCUCCAAGAUGAUCUCGCAGAUCAGCCUUCGAUCGCAGCCUGGAAUUUUGGAGAUAGUGUUGAUUUUAAAAAGUCCCAAUUACCUGAUAUACGCACUGUGCGGAAGAUCUAUAACCUUGCAAGCAGGUGUUUUAAGAAUAACCACCCCGAGUCGUCUUGGAAUAAUGAUGUGCAUUCACGUAUCCUGGAUUGGCUUCUUCGAGACAGCCCCGGCGGUGAUGACCUUAUAGACUAUCGAUGCUGCCUUACAGCCCAGAUUGUCCCUGAAUACCAACCCCGCAAAUCACCCAGCAAGAUGGUGGACUACUGCAUCUGUAUACAGCCUGCGACAAACUCGCCACAAUACCAAGCCAUCCAAUCCCUCUGCAAAUAUCGACCGGCAAUGUCAAUCAACCAUACAGAUUGGGCUGACCUGACUAAGUAUCCUAUCGCUGUCUCAAUAGAGACUAAAGGCCCUAGUAUAGGUUACGAAACUGCACUACUACAGGUGGCGACAUGGCACUCGGCUCAGUGGCGCAGUUUGCACUGGGAUACAGAUGGUGACGUUUUGGCAUCCUCUGGGAAUAUUGAUUUUUUGCCUGGCAUCGUCGUGAUGCAGCACCACUGGUGGUUCGUGGCAACUGCCUUGAAUCAGAGUGGCAAAGCGCAGACGUUUGAGCGACUGCUGUUGGGAGAGACUGAGUCGAUACUUGGCAUCUACAAGUUAUUUUUAUCCCUUCAAAGGCUGGUUAACUGGACUAGGGACCAAUACUGGGUGACAUUCCAGACCAGCGUUUUGGGCCUUUGACCAUUUCAUGGACUGCAAUAACAGAAUACUCUGUACGGCACACUAUUUGUCUCCAGACCUCUAUGCCUCUGGCUGCUCGGCAACAGCCCUGAAUGACAGGAGAAUGGUGCCUCCUGCUCUGAAAUGCAUGGCACACCUGCUCUGUUCUUGCAUCCGGGGUCAAAUGCUAGAAUAUAAUAAAAUUACUAAAUUGGGGAGGUCUUCUUUAUGGGUUUCGCGAAGUAACAGGCAGUAAAUAUUAUUAAAUACUUCCAGAAGAUCUUGCUUCUGAAGACUGUAUUAGAAAUAAUUAAAC
Aspergillus sclerotioniger CBS 115572 is the source of this 1733-nucleotide messenger RNA. RefSeq lists its product as uncharacterized. Bases 407 to 1438 code for a protein of 343 amino acids. The record is from RefSeq and is a predicted model, not a curated record. The transcript has 3 exons. Lineage: Eukaryota; Fungi; Ascomycota; Eurotiomycetes; Eurotiales; Aspergillaceae.